Molecule: messenger RNA, 2212 nt
Organism: Danio rerio (zebrafish)
Lineage: Eukaryota; Metazoa; Chordata; Actinopteri; Cypriniformes; Danionidae
Gene: atxn7l2a
Product: ataxin 7 like 2a
Source: RefSeq, marked validated
AAAGUAAUGGCUGCUCUGGAACGGCGGGUGCCUUGUCUCGAUGAUUUCGUGGGCCAAAGCUGGAGCGUCUGGACCGAAAGAGCCAACCUGACAGCAUCGGAGGGGUCCGAUGGAGAUGAAUACAGCAAGAAUGGAAAAAAGACGAUGGAAACCAUGACACUGAGGAAAGAGGAUAUGUCCAUUUUUGGACAUUAUCCUGGUCAAGAUGACUUCUACCUGGUGGUGUGCAGCCACUGCAGUCAGGUGGUGAAGCCUCAGGCCUUCGAGAAGCACUGCGAGAGGAGGCACGGCCCUCUGGGUAAGCUCUAUGCACACCUCCGCUCCACUCCACCUCCAUCCCAGCAGCAGAGACCCCGUCACGGACACACGCCACCAUCACACGGAGCCACCGCCUCCUGGAGCGGCAGGAACCAGAACGUGGGGCCCCCGCGAGCAUCUCCGCAAUCCCCAGCUACACCGCCUCAGUUCAGACACUCAAAACCUCCGAAAGAUGGAGUUUGGCACUCGCCUUCAAACUCUUCAAACUCGGCUCAUUCAGAAUCAGCUGUUUUUAAGCAGCCUCCUCCAAUUGAGCCCACUCGAAGCUCUCCUCCCCCGGCCCACAGAGACCCUCCAUGGCCACAUGGAGGCCCUUCGCCUAACCGGCUGCCACCUGCAGCUGAAAGACCUCAAUCACAGAGAGGAGAGGCGGCAUCGGCCCCUGUCCCCUCCGGACACCUCAGAGGAACCAAGACGCACAAGAUGGUCUCUAAAAAAGAAUGUGACCUUGACAAACACUGUGGUGUUUUGGACACUGAGAGAAAGAAAGUGUGUACUCGACUUCUGACCUGCAAUAUUCAUUCCAUUCAUCAGCGCAGAAAAGUGCAGGGCAGAAGUAAAAACUUUGACCAGCUGGUGGCGGAGCUGAAGAUGAGCUCGAAGGCUCGUGAACGGGUUUCUCAGGCACCAGAGAGUUCCUCCGCUCCGAGUGUCAGUCCAGAACCGCCUCGAGAUACACCUGCACCCCCGUCCUGCCGGAGACCCCUGACCAACAGCCCAGCAUUUAGAACACCUGUAUCAUCUGAAAGCAUAGAGGAGGAUAAAACCCAUCUGGAGGAAAGCAGCACUCGAGCGCACUCACCUCUCACACAGGCCCACAUCUCAGGUGAUGAGAGCGAAGGAGAGACCAACGAGGAGCCUGCAGACUGGCACUCCACUCCAUGGCAUCCCAAACCUGCAGCGCUUUGUUCAUUUGGAAGUCAUUCUCUGGGUCACGGUGUCUUCACUUUUGAUCGACGGUUACACCAUCUACGGUCUGCCAUGAGUGCCAUGGUGGAGAGCCAUCUCAGUGCCCAUCUGUGGAAAAAAAUACCUCAAGCAUCAGAUCCUCAAUCCCAGAGUCCCCAAGCCAAGCCUGCAGCCGUUCCUGCCUCUCCUUCCUCCAUUUCCCAGCAUUCCAAACCAAGAGCAGGAAGUCACAACACGACUUCCUCUCUCAAGACUUCCUUCUACUCUUCCCACGGACCAGGCAAGGAGCCAAACCCGCAGAGUUCCUCCACCAGCAAGGCUUAUGCUCAGUCCGAGAACUCUGGCUCCAGUAAACUCGGACGAUCUCCUUCUCAAUCGGGCCCCGGGAGGCCCAAAAACCCAGUCGGGCGACCCAGCAAACAGCAGAUGCGUCUCAGGGAAUCAGAUCGGACGCCCACACCGGACGCCGCUGCACUGCGCAAGCGAAAAGCCUCUUUCGAAGACUCUGACUCAGCCGUCAGCCCGGACAAGAACUGCGUGCCCCAGAACAAGAGUCGUCCUCUCAUUAGCAAAACACCACCGUCAGCCUCUCACGGACAAACUAACGGCUCGCUUUCGCCCGGAAGCAAAGCAAGGCCCUCGGACUCUCUGUAGGAGGAGAGAAGAAACUCAGCACACAAAAGCCAAAAUUGCACCACUGAGAGUGCCAGCCUUACAAGCCACUAAAAGAGCGAGCCCUAUGAACUCUACCAUACAGAGCUAUGGACGCAGGUCUCGGGAUGUUUGACUGUACGUGUGCGCAUGUGUGUGUGUGAAUGCUACUUUGAAUGUCAGUUUGUUGGUAUGUAUGUAUGUUUGUGGGUGUGUAUGAACCAGAUGGGGGCGUGAAUUUCUCUGUGAAUUCAGAAAAUACCUCAGAAUCUACUGAACAAUGCUGCUACGUAAAUGUUGUUUAUAAAAUGGAUUAAAAUAUUCUUUAUACUCA